CUUUCCUCCAUUUAUCAUUCUUUCAUAAAAAAAUGUGGACUAAGCAGAAAGACUACAGUGUAGCCUCAUUUCCGAAGCACUUUAGUCUCCAAAUGCACCUUCCCGGACUCAUCUCUCACUUUCUCAUCUUCGGUUCCGGUUUAGCCCUCGGCAUAACUCUCAGUUUCUACCUCAAGGAUUCUCCACUCAUCAAUUUCCAACACCAAAAACCACUCAUGCUCCACUCCAACAUCGCAACAGCUCCUCCUCCUCCUUUAUCAAAACCAAGGUCAUCUUUGUUUUCUUCGCCUCCUCCACUACCAUCUCUCCUAUUACCCAACCAAACUGUAGUUUCGAAUACUACUCGUAAUACCACUACUCGAAUAGGGUUGACGGAGUACUUGAAACCGCCGAAUGUGAGGCAUGAUAUGGAUGACAAGGAGUUGUUUUGGAGAGCUUCCAUGGUCCAAAAAUUGAACAAAACUCCUUUCGAUUUUACCCCGAAAAUCGCUUUCAUGUUCUUGACCAGAGGAGCCUUGGCGCUGGCUCCCUUUUGGGAUACGUUCUUUAAAGGACAUGAAGGGAUUUACUCCGUUUAUGUUCAUUCCGAUCCUUCUUUCAACGACACAGUGCCUCAAAACUCCGCCUUCUAUGAGAGAUGGAUCCCUAGUAAGAAUGUGAGAUGGGGAGAUCCCAACAUGAUGGACGCAGAGAGACGCUUAUUAGCGAAUGCCUUGCUUGACUUUUCAAACCAACGAUUUGUUCUAAUCUCCGAGUCAUGCAUUCCUCUAUUCAAUUUCUCCACAGUGUAUAACUAUCUCAUGGGCUCGACCAAGACCUUUGUAGAGGCCUACGACCUUCCUGGGGCCGUGAACCGUGGCCGCUACAACACCCGAAUGAGGCCACAAAUUAGGAUCCAGCAAUGGCGGAAGGGCUCACAGUGGUUCCAAAUGGACAGGGCCUUAGCACUCGAGGUGGUCGCCGACCAAAAAUAUUUCCCAGUCUUUAAGAGGUUCUGCCAUGGCUCAUGUUACACAGAUGAACACUACCUGCCCACAUUUGUCAGCAUCAGAUUUUGGAGGAGAAAUUCCAAUAGGACGUUGACUUGGGUUGACUGGACUAGAGGUGGACCCCAUCCAACUAGGUUUAUAAGACAAGAUGUCACUACUGACCUCUUUAACAGGUUGAGGCAUGGAGGCAAAUGCGAGUACAAUGGAAAACGCACCGACGUUUGCCAUUUGUUUGCAAGAAAAUUCUUGCCUAAUACAUUGGACAGGCUGUUGAGGUUUGCUCCAAAGCUCAUGCAAUUCAAUUGAUGUUUUUGGUAGGGUGAGAAUUUUGUCAAUUAUAUAUUAUGAUAAUUAUUAUUUUGUUUGUUCUUUCAUCAUUGGUUAUUGUCACAAAUUAUAUUUAUUUUUUUAUAUGCAUGGGACCAUUAAAAAUAUUUCCCCACAUUGUUACUAUAUUGUGAUCACAUAUUAUAUGUCUGUUAAAAAUUCCCCUUGUCAUACACAUUGAUCAGCUGGUACCUUGUUUGGAAAUUGCAAUGGGACGAUCUGUCGUGGAUGUAACUUUUACUUAUUAUUUUGAGCUAUUACAACUUAUUUACAUAUUCGGGGUACUCCCAAUAAUGCACUACACUACUACAACA
Humulus lupulus (European hop) is the source of this 1630-nucleotide messenger RNA. Its product is annotated as glycosyltransferase BC10-like. The record is from RefSeq and is a predicted model, not a curated record. Bases 33 to 1295 code for a protein of 420 amino acids. The transcript has 2 exons. Gene Ontology annotation, cellular component: membrane. Gene Ontology annotation, molecular function: glycosyltransferase activity. Lineage: Eukaryota; Viridiplantae; Streptophyta; Magnoliopsida; Rosales; Cannabaceae.